Carassius carassius (crucian carp) is the source of this 1840-nucleotide messenger RNA. Its product is annotated as homeobox protein MOX-2-like. The transcript has 3 exons. Gene Ontology annotation, biological process: positive regulation of transcription by RNA polymerase II. The coding region runs from base 221 to 1114 and encodes 297 amino acids. The record is from RefSeq and is a predicted model, not a curated record. Gene Ontology annotation, molecular function: DNA-binding transcription factor activity, RNA polymerase II-specific; RNA polymerase II cis-regulatory region sequence-specific DNA binding. Lineage: Eukaryota; Metazoa; Chordata; Actinopteri; Cypriniformes; Cyprinidae. Gene Ontology annotation, cellular component: nucleus.
UGGCAACUCUUGAUCGCAGCGUGCAUGGGAUUAUCACACGCACACACAUAUACAGACACACUUUUUUAUUUUUCCUUAAUUUUUGUCGCUUUUUUUAAGGAGACACUGUUUUAAGUGAGAAGUAAAGGAGCGUUUUGUGUUUCUGCUGUUUUUUUUUUAGUCUUUGGGAAGUUUUCUUGUUGUGGUUUUUGUUCCACUAGCGGCUGGUUUCGUGCAUGCGAUGGAUCACACGCUGUUCGGCUGUUUGCGCAGCCCUCAUGUCCCUCCGCAGGCCCUGCACCCCGCCUUUGCCCUUCACGGACGCUCCGAGAACCUCUCCUCAUACCCCAACCUCUCCACCUCCUCUCCUUCUUCUACCUGCAUCGUGAGCGGUUACCCAGGUGAGGAUGGAGGUAUGUUUGGGGGACACGGGCAUCAGCGAGGGCCGCCCAUGUCCCAGCAGCAUCAUCAUCAUGUACCCCAGCAGACCGGAUGGCACAUACCGCAGACGGCCAGCGUCUCUCCAGCAAGCGCCCGUCUAGGACUGGGGAUCUCAGCCCCUGACUCAGGCGCUUCAGAGAUGGGCCCCGGGGGACCCAGCCUCUGCGCAAGCACACCGAGCCUUGGCGGAGGGGUGCCCUCGGGUGCCUCCUGUGUUCCUGGAGGGGAUUUCGGACGUCAAACGAUGUCUCCAGCUGAGGCGGAGAAAAGGAAUAGCAAACGAAGAAGUGACAGCUCUGAGUCCCAAGAUGGGAAUUACAAAUCGGAUGUGAGCAGCAAGCCAAGAAAGGAGCGGACGGCGUUCACCAAAGAGCAGAUUCGAGAACUGGAGGCAGAAUUCGCCCAUCACAACUAUUUGACCAGACUGAGGCGGUACGAAAUCGCAGUGAAUCUGGAUCUCACGGAAAGGCAGGUAAAAGUGUGGUUUCAGAACAGACGGAUGAAGUGGAAGCGAGUUAAAGGAGGUCAACAGGGGGCGGUAGCGAGAGAAAAGGAGCUUGUGAAUGUGAAGAAGGGAACGCUGCUUCCCUCUGAGUUUUCGGGAAUUCCUGGACUCCUCCAUACACCGGACUCGCUUAUCCACAAUGAGGACAGCCACGACAGUGACCAGAGCUCUGAGCACGCUCACUUAUGAUACAAACAGAUCCCAUAUGCCUUUCGUUGCUUAUCUGGGGUCAUGUUUAGUUCUGGAUUAUGCUAAAGUACGGACUGAAAGUACACAAAGACUUUUUGUGCCAAUGAGGAGGCACUGCAACACUGUGCCUUUCAGAGUAGUGACAGUGCUCACUAAACAUGUACAAAUGUACAUAGGACUGGUGUAUUGUUGUGCAUUCGGAUGAUACAGAAUAUGUGUGAUACUUUGGCAUCAAUAUUCACAAAGAAAAAGUGCCCUGCUAGUUUGACAGAAAUGUUUACACAUUUGAAAUGUGCUGUUGGUCAUUUUAAAAUCCUGCCUGUCAGCAUAGCCGGAUAGCGUCCCAGAUUUGUGUUGCUGUACACAGAGCCUAGGGACUUCUGUCAGGUCGUAUGGAUAUUCUUUGCAUGCUAUUCCAUAAAAUAAUCACUUACAGCACCUUUUAAGAACCCUAUUUCUGGCAGUCGAAUCUGGCCCAAUAACAUUCCAUAAUGUUCUUGCAUUGAAAAGAUUGCCGGUUUUUGUGCCUUCAUUUUUUUUUACUGUAUGUUUUUGUACAAUGUUGAUGUCAUCGGAAUAAUGAUCAAUCAAGCAUGGUCAAAAACAUUUCAGAUAAUAUUAUGCCAUGUAAAUAUAAUUAUUGCUAUUUUAAAAAAUGUGACAGCUGUAUCAUGUGCACACAAUACCACAUGCUUCAACAAUAAACUUUUCGUAUGUCGCUUGGUA